AUGAAUUGGCAUCAUUGGAGCCAGAUCACGAUCGUCUUGAAAGAACAGCUUGAAGAUCUAUCCCGAAUUAUGGAUAAAUUCUGGGAGGUAGAAGAUGUUCCUCGCAAAAAAGAUGUGAAGAAAGCUGAGGAGUCUUUAAUCGAAGCCCAUUAUAUUCAAAAUACGACUCGAGAAGCUAAUGGGCGGUACGUAGUUAGUUUGCCUUUUCGCACGGGGGUGGAAGAUUUAGGCAACUCAAAAACUACGGCUUUAAGGCAAUUUUAUUCACUCGAACGACGAUUGAAUUCAAAUCCCGAACUUAAGACUGAAUAUUUUCGAGUAAUGCAAGAUUACAUUGACCAGGGGCAUAUGUCGGUUGUUAAAAACGAAAGUGAGGUCAGUUAUUUUAUGCCGCAGCAUCCGGUGUUCAAACCAUCUAGCACAACUACCAAAGUACGAGCCGUAUUCAACGCUUCAAGUAAAACUGAUAAGAGGGAUUCACUGAACGACGUGCUUAUGAUAUUAGUAGACUCUCGCGAUCGGAAAUACCAAUGUAUAUUUUGGUACAACAAGGACGGGCAGAUUAAACCCUUUGAAAUGAACACCGUAACUUUCGGUAACGCCUCCGCGGCUUUUUUAUCUAUUCGUACAGUGCAAAAAUUAUCAGACGAUGAAGGCCAGAAAUUUCCUUUGGCUCAAUCAAUUUUAAAGCAUCAUUUUUACGUUGAUGACCUUAUAACUGGUACAAAUUCUUUGGAAGAAAUACGCAUGAUACUUAAGGAUGAGAAGAUGGAGCACGACCAAUGGAUCUAA
Copidosoma floridanum is the source of this 792-nucleotide messenger RNA. RefSeq lists its product as uncharacterized. Lineage: Eukaryota; Metazoa; Arthropoda; Insecta; Hymenoptera; Encyrtidae. The record is from RefSeq and is a predicted model, not a curated record.